AUGGCCUUACCAACACCGAGUUUCCCUCCCACGCCUGAGGCAUUACCCGGUGAUGUUGAAGCGUCAGUUUUUGAACCUAUGCCCAUCGUUGAAGAAGUGCCGAUGUUUGAGCCAAUAUCUAAUGGCCACAGUCUGACCCUAAACGAGCUUAGCAGGGUUUGUCAGCUUGCUGUCGCCAAGGCGGCUCCCUUCUCCUCGCUUAUUAUAGUUCAGAAUCUUUUUCGAUUUGAGAUUGGUCCCAACCCAACCGUCCUUCCAACUAUUGUUCCUGAUCCUCCCCUCUUCCUCAAUGUAGACUCCUUUCCAAGAAGGUCGUGUGAGAUGCUGCCACUUCCUCGCUGA
Molecule: messenger RNA, 342 nt
Organism: Ilex paraguariensis (yerba mate)
Lineage: Eukaryota; Viridiplantae; Streptophyta; Magnoliopsida; Aquifoliales; Aquifoliaceae
Source: the annotation of a GenBank genome assembly